Messenger RNA from Diprion similis, 1897 nucleotides. Its product is annotated as zinc finger protein 48. The transcript is spliced from 6 exons. The record is from RefSeq and is a predicted model, not a curated record. Gene Ontology annotation, cellular component: nucleus. NCBI's taxonomy places the organism in Eukaryota, Metazoa, Arthropoda, Insecta, Hymenoptera, Diprionidae. The coding region runs from base 358 to 1743 and encodes 461 amino acids. Gene Ontology annotation, molecular function: zinc ion binding.
GGCGUAACAACAGGUAGCUCAAUUUCGAUAUUCGAUGGAUCGACUCGAGCGAUGGCGAUGUCGAUUUCGAUAACUAACCGGCUGAGGAGGGGGGGCCAAGCAGAGAAGCCACUAAUGGCGGCGUUUAACUCUUCGCAUUUGAAAUUAGUACUUUAGUUAUGUAUAUCGAGGCCCUCGAAUCGCACCGAGUUUCAAAUAAAACGGGAAACAACGGCUCGUCGCGUUAGCGUGGUGAGCUAAGCUUGGCCCCGGGGCUAAGCUCGCGAUUCUUCGCGCCUCGAACCUCUGACGACAGUCGGUGUCGGUGUCGUUGCGUGCGGGGUUAACCUAUUCAGGCUAGUCCUUCGCCCUCGAACAAUGACAAUGAAUGAGGAUUUCAACUUCGCCGAACUCUGUCGGCUCUGCUCGUUGAAAAGUAACAACCAUCUCCAGAUAUUCGACAAGGAGGGCGAGCAGCGGCAGCUCCUCUUCAAAAUUCGUUCCUGCAUACCAGCUGUGAUUACCAAAGAAGAUGCUCUCCCAAAAAAUAUCUGCCAGCGGUGCCUCUACAAAUUGGACAUGUUCUACGAGUUCAGAGCAAGCUGCAUGACGACUGACACUGUGCUAAAGAAUUAUGCAGAUAGUUUAAAACAGCUAGCCGCUUCAGUCAACAACCAGGUAUCAGAAAAAGACAAAAUGUCCGGUGGUAGUCAGCAGCAACAGCAACGUACGGCGUAUGUUGAAGCCCAUGCGGUUGCUCAUGCUGCAGUUCAACAGCACAUGGCGCAGCAAGCAGCCCAAGCAAGACUCGCCGGUCCAGGUCCUCCUGCUGCUCCUCAGCCACCAAAUCCCACGUUCACCAUCCCAGAUGAUGGACUGGGAUACGACGACGGUGUCCGAGUCCUCCGCUCCAUUGGAACCUGGUCACCAGAUUAUUCUGCAGCAAUGCGACCUGGAGGCGUAAUGCCAGCAUUUCCUACAGCCACUGAGCAACAGUUCUCUAGAGGACCAACGGUCACUCAGGCCCCACGUCCGAGACCAGGCUAUGCAUCUAAAGCCACAAAUACAGGAGAGCCUACAGUCAAAGCGUUUGCUUGCACAGUUUGCGGCAAGGGUCUUGCUCGUAAAGACAAACUGGUUAUACACAUGCGUAUACACACUGGUGAGAAACCAUAUUCCUGCGAAGUUUGCGGCAAAGCAUUUGCGAGACGAGACAAGUUAGUUAUACACAUGAAUAAACUGAGACAUAGACCGGGUGUGACUCCUCUUUCAACUCCAACUGCACCGAACUCGGAUCAGCAGCAACAGCAGCAACAACAACAGCAGCAGCAACAACAGCAACAGCAGCAACAACAGCAGCAACAACAACAGCAUCAAAAUCGUCAGGAUUCUAUUCAAAAACCAAAAAUUGAACCUGUCAGUUGGGCUUGUGAACUUUGCGGAAGGGCUCAUGCAACCAGAGAGGAAUGGAUGCAGCAUGCAAGAUCUCAUCUUGAGGCUUCAGCACCACCACAGCACGCCGCGCCAUAUUUUCCUGCCAGUGCUGCGCCACCGCAACCUUAUGCAGCUGAACGAAAUUUCUGUCUGAUGUGCCGCACAGAUUUUACGGACAAAGCUGAAUUCAUGUUUCAUGUUCGCUCGCAUUUUGAGCCUCAUUCACAACCGACUCCAUCCCAGCAUUCGAGUGGUAAGCAGGGUGCAGACUCUGCUACCGCUGAACUGAUCGCCCGUGGCUUAGUCGACCCCUCGGGCCUCUGUAGCUAGAACCACACCACCUACCAUUGCCAGUCGUCGAUUCGUGUCUUACCGUAGUGCAAACUUUCGACUCUACCGUUGGCGAUGUGACAUAUAGAUUGAUAUAACAUCACGCGGUAAUCGGUGAUCGAAACGUUAGUGCCUAUGUGUCAUGGAUUUAUUA